UGACGUAUGAGCGGCGGCGGGGCGGGGGGAGGAGGCCUCGGCGGCGGCGGGGCCGGAAAUGGUCCAGUUGUUGCUGUGCAGCUGGAUGUUGCUGAAUAACAUUUCUAUGAGCUUGCUGUUCAGUCUGCCUGUUGUUCAGGAUGGCGAAGAACCCUAAUUUCCCAGAGGCGGGCAAUCUGCCUACGGGCUACGCGCACUGCAGGUCUUCAGACAGCUUCGCUGGCUACCAGUACCACCAUCCCUCCAAGAUGAGUAACAGCCACCCGCUUCGUCCGUACACGGCUGUGGGGGAGAUCGACCACGUCCACAUUCUGUCCGAGCACAUUGGUGCCCUGAUGAACGGGGAGGAAUACAGUGACGUUACCUUUAUUGUGGAAAAGAAACGUUUUCCGGCACACAGAGUCAUCCUGGCUGCUAGAUGCCAUUAUUUCAGAGCAUUAUUGUAUGGAGGAAUGAGAGAAUCUCAGCCUGAAGCAGAAAUUCCUCUGCAGGACACCACUGCAGAAGCAUUUACCAUGCUGUUGAAAUACAUUUACACUGGUCGUGCUACGCUGCGAGAUGAGAAAGAAGAGGUUCUUCUUGACUUCUUAAGCCUGGCACAUAAAUAUGGAUUCCCAGAACUGGAGGAUUCCACAUCUGAGUAUCUUUGCACAAUACUCAAUAUUCAGAAUGUCUGUAUGACUUUUGAUGUUGCCAGUCUUUAUUCUCUUCCCAAAUUAACUUUUAUGUGCUGUAUGUUCAUGGAUAGAAAUGCUCAAGAGGUGCUCUCCAGCGAAGGCUUCCUGUCACUUUCUAAGGCUGCUCUUCUAAGUAUUGUACUGAGAGACUCAUUUGCAGCUCCUGAAAAGGAUAUUUUCCAAGCUUUGAUGAACUGGUGUAAACAUAACCCCAAGGAAAACCAUGCUGAAAUCAUGCAAGCAGUACGUUUGCCACUAAUGAGUCUGACAGAGCUACUGAAUGUUGUAAGACCUUCUGGAUUGUUGUCACCUGAUGCCAUCCUAGAUGCCAUUAAGAUUCGUUCUGAGAGUCGGGACAUGGACCUCAACUACAGGGGCAUGUUAAUACCAGGGGAGAAUAUUGCAACAAUGAAGUAUGGAGCACAAGUUGUAAAAGGCGAGCUGAAGUCUGCUCUGUUGGAUGGAGACACUCAGAACUAUGACCUGGAUCAUGGGUUCUCUCGACACCCCAUCAACGACGACUGCCGCUCCGGCAUUGAGAUUAAACUGGGCCAGCCCUCCAUAAUCAACCACAUACGAAUUCUCCUGUGGGACAGAGACAGUCGGUCUUACUCCUACUACAUUGAGGUGUCCAUGGAUGAGUUGGACUGGAUUCGGGUUAUUGAUCACUCUAAGUACCUCUGUCGGUCCUGGCAGAACCUGUAUUUUCCUGCCCGAGUCUGCAGGUACAUUCGAAUUGUUGGAACCCACAACACAGUGAACAAAGUUUUCCAUAUUGUGGCAUUUGAAUGCAUGUUCACAAACAAAUCCUUUACUCUGGAGAAAGGUCUGAUAGUUCCCACCGAAAAUGUUGCAACAAUUGCUGACUGUGCCAGUGUGAUUGAGGGUGUAAGUCGCAGUCGCAAUGCCUUGUUGAACGGAGACACAAAGAACUACGACUGGGAUUCUGGGUACACGUGCCACCAGCUUGGGAGCGGAGCCAUUGUGGUGCAGCUGGCACAGCCCUACAUGAUCGGAUCAAUACGGUUGCUACUUUGGGAUUGUGAUGAUCGGAGCUACAGCUACUACAUUGAGGUUUCAACAAAUCAGCAGCAGUGGACCAUGGUGGUGGAUCGCACAAAAAUUUCCUGCAAAUCCUGGCAAACAAUCACUUUUGAUAAACAGCCUGCAUCUUUUAUCAGAAUAGUUGGAACUCGCAACACAGCUAAUGAGGCUCUUCAAGAACAAGUAGAAGUGUUUCACUGUGUGCAUUUUGAGUGCCCAGCACAAAACAGUACCCACAAGGACGAGAGUAGUAAGGAAGUAGCAACAACAGAGGUGGGGACUGGUGGACAGUAGUUUGUGUCUUGCCCUGUUGGAGCUGCGAGCAUCUGCUUCCCUGCGUUCCCCUCCUGGAUCCACCUCGCAUCCUCAUGUUCACCAACGUAAAGGAGGUUGAACGGGAGCUUUUGCAGCCCCACUGACAUUCUAUGAAAUUAUUCAGAACCUUCUUGUGCUGGCGCCUUUUCUUUCUUUGGGAAUGAAGGGGACCAUGUCUCAAAGCUGGAAGUAUUGAAAUUGUAAAGGCUUUCUCCCAAGGACAUGAAGAGACUGUUGCACUGUCCUCGAUAUGUUCAAAUCAGGCUGGUCUCCAAGGGGGGAGAAAAUAGGUCUUCAAUCUUCAUCAAGUACCCCAUUAACACCCUACCUCUCUAAUCUAACCAAGGCAAGGAAAACAGAAGGGAAUAAAAGGCAGAGUUACAGUGGAAAUCUAAAAUUACUCAAGCAGAAUGGAAAGCAUAUGAAAUAAGUAUUUGUUCCCUAGAGGCUUUUCUUAGCAAAAAAAUGUUUAUGGAACACAUCAGUCCAGAAUAUGUUUUAUUUUUAAAGUGAUUCUUCAUCCGUAUUCCUUUGUAACUAGUAAUCUGUUUUCUAAAUCAUUUUGAUUCUGUAUUCCACUUAGUUUCUUAUUUUUGACUAUAGCAAAUGCUGUACAGUAGAUUAAGGAAGUAUCAGACAUGUUUACCUGCUGAGAUGCAAAUUCUCUCAUUCAUCAGUGGGAUGAUAAGAAAAGCAUUCAUAAUAUUAACAAACUAAUUAAUGUAUCUAUAUUAAUCUUGACCUUAGUUGACUUUUCAAAGUACAAAUUCAAAGGAAGUUUCUAAAUCAAACAUCCAUCUUGAAGAAAAUUGUAUUUUUUCACUCCUGAAGAUGAUUAUUUAAAUUCUGCCUGCCUAAGACAACUUGCAACACAACAUCAAAAAUGUUUGGUUUAGAAAAGUGGAACUCCAUCUGGUCACUGACAAGCAGUUGUUCAAAUAACAAAAGACGAAUUUGCAGAUAAUUUACAUUUUUCCAAGAAGAGUUGUUUUACAGUCUGGAGCUAAAAAUUCAAAGGCUGUGUAUGCAUUAACCUUUCUCGUCAUCUUCAUGAAACGUGACGCUUUUGCACUGUAUUGUAAAAGAUCUGGUUCUUACUUUCCAGUCACAGAAUUCAUUAUCCAUCCAUAUCUGUCUGGAUUACAUUGCCUGCUACUUUGUUUAUUCUGUUUUCACACUGAUGAUGAUGUAAUCUCUUACUCUCCAGAUCUGCAUGACUUUUAGGAAGAGCUCCAUGCCAGCCUUUCCAUAUGGUAUAAAGAGAUCUUGUAUUAAGACAAAUGCUGGUGUAAUUGGCAAAAUUGAUUAGGAUGCUUGCUCCUCCUCACAAAGUACAUUAUAUUGGAAAUGUCAGCUAACCAGUUUUAUGAACUUGGAAUUUCCUGUGGUGAUAAAUAACCUUGCCAGAAGAAAACAAAGCUAGUGCAGGAUAAAUACGGUUUUCUAUUAUAUAACCAUAGUGAUAAAAUGAGUUAUAUCAACAUAGCAAAUUGUAUCUUAAUUUAUCACACUGCUUAAUUUGAAAUAAUUUCCCUGUUGGGUACUAGUUGUGCUAAACCCAAGAAGAAAUAUAAUCAGUGGUAGCAAUGAAUCAGAGGAUAUUUCAAAUAAGAAAAGCAUCCCUUUUCUUUCAAAUAAAAUUGAUUAGGCUUUAUCAAUAAUAAUAUAGUAUUUUUCAUUGCCAAAUUACAAGUUAAUUCUGACAUUUGCAUGCAGUUCCCUCCCUUCCCACUGCUCUGAAUGUGAAUGUCUG
Melozone crissalis (California towhee) is the source of this 3789-nucleotide messenger RNA. RefSeq names its product BTB domain containing 9 (gene BTBD9). Gene Ontology annotation, molecular function: protein binding. The record is from RefSeq and is a predicted model, not a curated record. The transcript has 14 exons. Lineage: Eukaryota; Metazoa; Chordata; Aves; Passeriformes; Passerellidae. The coding region runs from base 141 to 2015 and encodes 624 amino acids. Gene Ontology annotation, biological process: circadian behavior; modulation of chemical synaptic transmission; adult locomotory behavior.